Molecule: messenger RNA, 3478 nt
Organism: Cyprinodon variegatus (sheepshead minnow)
Lineage: Eukaryota; Metazoa; Chordata; Actinopteri; Cyprinodontiformes; Cyprinodontidae
Gene: ect2
Product: epithelial cell transforming 2
Exons: 25
Coding region: 218-3388 (1056 amino acids)
Biological process (GO): regulation of cytokinesis, actomyosin contractile ring assembly; activation of GTPase activity; intracellular signal transduction
Cellular component (GO): nucleus; cell cortex
Molecular function (GO): guanyl-nucleotide exchange factor activity; GTPase activator activity
Source: RefSeq, a predicted model, not a curated record
GUUUGCCUUCAUUUUUGAACUGAGCUGUGAGCGAACCGCUCGUCUGGAGAAUUCAGCUGCUGAUUAUUGGACCGGUUCUAUCCGGCAGAGCAACAUGCGCUGAUCCGACUUUCAGCUCUUAUUUCUCUGCUUCGCUGCGUUUCCAGAGGAGUUCAACCCAUUAACCGUGUUAGCUUAGCAGUUAGCACCGUUAGCUAGAGAGCUAGUCGGAGCUGUCAUGGCUGACAGCAGAAGGCUACGGUGUGAGGACCCCAGGCUGGCUGCCAUGGCUGACUGCAGCAUGAUGUGUUCAGGGACAGCCUCAGCUCUGCUGGCUGAUUCCUCAGUCUGUGACUCCAGGAUGAUGGAAACUACCAGGGACCAGGCCUUCCUCAGCCUGGCCUGUGAGGAGGAUGGAGGAGAAAUGCUGCCGAAAGUGGAAACACGAGUAGUUCUGGUGGGAGAAGCAGGAAGAAACGACGCUCUGCUCAAAGCUCUGGAGGCCAUCAGGGUGAUGGAGGUUCCUGAAGUGAAGAUCAGAGAAGGCGAGGCGGGCUCCGAGGAGAAAAUGAUCAAAUCUAUAGUCCCUAUGGAAAUCAAGGCUCCCGUCAUAAAGACGGACGACGUCCAGGGAUUUGAAGACGGGACGGAUUAUGAGACGGUGUUUGUCCUCCCAGACUUUAACUCUGCUGAUUACAGCUACCUUUACAAACAGGAGCAGCGCAUCGUCGGCCCUCCGUUUGUUCUGCACUGCGCUGCAAAGGAAGAGCCCCUCCAUUUCUCAUGCCGUCCCAUUUACUGCACGGCCAUGCUGACCCUGACGCUGUGCUUCACUGGCUUCAGGAACAAGGAGCAAAUGAGAAAACUGGUGAAUUUGGUUCAUCAUAUGGGCGGAACAAUCCGGAAAGACUUUAGCACCAAGGUCACUCAUCUGGUUGCCUGCUCCACUAAUGGAGAGAAAUACAGGCUGGCGGUGUGUCUGGGGACGCCCAUCGUCUGUCCAUCUUGGAUUGAGGAGGCGUGGGAGAGAAGAGACGAUGUGCAUUUCCACGCCAGCCAGGAGGAUUUCAGAUCAGAGUUCAAAGUGCCGCCCUUCCAGAACUGUGUCCUCUGCUUUUUGGGUUUCUCAGAGGAAGAAAAGGCCAACAUGCAGGAGAGGACUCUGAAACACGGUGGAGGACAUGCUGAGCUGGGAGAUGAGCAGUGCACUCACAUGGUGGUGGAGGAGAACUCGGUGAAGGACCUCCCUGCACCUCCUUCUAAGGCGCUCUAUGUGGUCAAACAGGAGUGGUUCUGGGGAAGCAUUCAGAUGGACGCGCGAGCUGAUGAGUCCAUGUACCUGUAUGAAAAGAACGACAGCCCCGCCAUGAAGAAAGCCGUCUCCCUGCUGUCCCUCGCCACGCCCAGCAGUAACCGCAAGCGCCGGCGUCUCAGGGACACUCUUGCUCAGCUCACCAAGGAAACUGGAAUGUCUCCCUUCCCGCCACGCAAAAGACCAUCAGCAGAGCACUCCCUGUCCAGCGGCUCUCUGCUGGACAUCUCAAACACCCCAGAGACCUGCAAGGCCUUAGGAGAAGACAGAGUAGGGGACAGUGCUGUGGCCAGGGAUAGGAUGAGAAGAAGGAAAACCAAAGACAGGAAAAGUAGGUCAGACAGGGAAAAGAGGAGAAAAAGGUCCCACCUGGGAGCGCAUACCUGCCAGCAGACACCUGGAGAUCAGCAGGAAGGAGCGUCUGCAGAGAGUUCAACUCCAGCUGUUUCCAAGCAGUCAGCCCGGUGGCAGGUCUCCAAGGAGCUCUGUCAGACCGAGAGCAACUAUGUAGACAUUUUAAACACCAUCCUACAGCUGUUCAAGCAUCCAUUAGAGAAAGAGGGCCAACUAGGCGGCCCCAUCUUGGCUCCAGAGGAAAUUAAGACCAUUUUUGGCAGCAUCCCAGAAAUCUAUGAGGUUCACACCAAAAUAGAGCACGACCUGGAGGAGCUCCUAACCGACUGGUCAGAAGGACGAAGUGUUGGAGAUAUCUUUCUCAAAUAUAAACAUCUCAUCCUCCUCUUUAACCAACAGAUCAACCAGGCCAAGCCGGAGUGCGGCAGACAGACGCUGGCAGAGCUGCUCAUCAGACCAGUGCAGAGGCUGCCCAGUGUGGCGCUCCUCCUUAACGACAUAAAGAAACACACGUCAGAUGAUAACCCAGACAAGAUAACCCUGGAAAGAGCCAUAGAGUCUCUGAAGGAAGUGAUGACUCACAUCAACGAGGACAAGAGGAAGACUGAGGGCCAGAAGCAGAUCUUUGAUGUGGUCUAUGAAGUCGAUGGAUGUCCUGCCAACCUGCUGUCUUCCCAUCGAACCCUGGUGCUCCGGGUGGAAACCAUCGCCCUGGGCGACGAGCCCUGCGACCGUGGGGAAAAUGUCACCCUCUUCCUGUUUAACGACUGCCUAGAGAUUGCGAGGAAACGUCACAAGGUGAUGAAAGGUCCGCUGGGUCAGACGAGGCCGCCCCCCCCUCUGAAGCACAUAGCUCUGAUGCCGCUGUCGCAGAUUCGCAGAGUGCUGGACCUGCAGGACACGGAGGAGUGUGUCAAUGCCUUCGCCUUGGUGGUGCGCCCCCCCACUGAACAGGAGAACUUGUUGUUCAGCUUCCAGCUGGCCGGAGAGGCCACGGUUAAAAGCGACUGGCUGCGUCUUCUGUGUCGUCACGUUGCCAACACCAUCUGCAGAGCCGAUUCGGAGGAUCUUAUUCAUUGCAUAGAACCAGACAAACUGCAGGUCAGCACCAAGGACAUGGGCAGCACUCUGAGCAAAGCAUCCAGAGCCAUUAAGAAGACUUCAAAAAAGGUAACGAGGGCCUUUUCUUUCACCAAGACGCCCAAGCGUGUGAUCCAGAGGGCGUUCCUGGCCAACACGCCCCCCGAUGAGAAAACCCCCAGGCUGAGCUGUGAGAGCCGGGCCUGCAGCAGCGCCACGCUGGCGAUGCCUCGUUCUGCAUCCACAUUCAGUCUGACUGAAUCCACCAGAAACAGUACGGUGGUUCAUCGCUCCAACUCUCUGGAUCACCCCCCCCUGAAAGCCAGAAUCCCUGUGUGCAUCCGAACCCCCUGUACUCCGGCCAAAAGGCCGUCCUCCCACAUGUUCUCUGAGUCCUCCAAAGGCCCUGAUCCAGUUAACAUCAAAGAGAACAAGUCCAGCUCAAUAAUCCCCCCCCCUCCACAGAAACCCGCUCUAUCAGCAGCUGCCAGCUCCCCUCAGCUUAGCGAUAUCCAGGAUGUCUGUAGACCGCUGCUUCCCGGAGCUGCGGCGCCUCAAACCGUCCACAUGAAAACCAGGAGCUUUACGGAUUGGGUCAGAGAUCCGCAGACGGAGCCGUGCAGCGCCGUCCCCGCCAGUCCUCACCGAGAGACUCUGAUCUAAAGCGCCGCAGAGUUCAGAGCAUGUGAGCAAAGCUUCCCUGCUGUCUGAGGGUGACCUUCUGACUAAACCACACCCACUUUUUACUGGAAA